Molecule: messenger RNA, 1416 nt
Organism: Drosophila melanogaster (fruit fly)
Lineage: Eukaryota; Metazoa; Arthropoda; Insecta; Diptera; Drosophilidae
Gene: RabX4
Product: RabX4
Exons: 4
Coding region: 451-1092 (213 amino acids)
Molecular function (GO): GTPase activity; GTP binding
Source: RefSeq, marked reviewed
AGUGCUUCGAGGUUGAUUCACGCAUACGGCGUAAUUCGACUCCGCCUCCGAAGUGGCACACUAUGCACAACUAACACCACUUAUAUAUUACAUUAAAAUACAAAUGAAAUAAAGGUUAAAUCGUACGACUUAUGCCAGAAGCUACUUGUCAAUUAGCAUGAGCUCCGAGCUGAUUCUGUUGUGGAAACUGUGAAAAUUUACAACAAAUCCGUGUGACGCCGCUGCAACUCGAUCUGGAACAGCUGCGAGCAGCAACAAACAAGCCAGGCCAGCGGAUACAUAAACAAGCACAAGCUGCAGCCCGCUACUACCCCUCGUAGCCAAAACCGAACCACCACCACCACUUGCACCACCCAACUACCAAUAACAACAACGUCAACCCAUCUGUAACCGAAAACCUCCGCAGUUGAUAUUAUAAUUCCUAACGAAAACUCCGCCAGCUCCGUCAACAUGGCACUGGACUUUGUGGCCACCUAUAAAGUUCUGGUGCUGGGCGACUCCAAUGUGGGCAAGACCUGCAUCGUUCACAGAUAUUGCGAUGAAAAGUACUACGACACAUACAUCUCUACGAUAGGCAUUGACUUCAAGCAGAAGCUGAUUAACCUCGAUGGAGUACCCAUAAAGCUGCAAAUCUGGGACACGGCUGGCCAGGAGAGAUUCCGAACAUUGACCACGGCGUACUAUCGGGGCGCCAUGGGCAUCCUACUCAUGUACGACGUGACCAACUUGGAGAGCUACAACAACCUGUCCUACUGGUUACGCAACAUCCAGGAGAACGCCUCGCCGGACGUGGUAAAGGUGCUGGCGGGCAACAAAUGCGAGUGCUCCGCCACCCAGCGCAUGGUGGACAAGGAGAGGGGCGAAAAGAUUGCCGAAAACUUCGAUAUGCCCUUCUUUGAAGUGUCUUGCAAGUCCAACAUCAAUAUCGAAGAUGCCUUCCUGUCCCUGGCCCGUAAAAUCCGCGAGCAAAGGGAGCGGCGGGGGGACAACUUUGAUAACGAUGAGAGCAAAGACAAGAAAUCACCCGGCUCCAAUGGCCUAGGAACCUUCAGUCUGGGCAGCCUUUCCGGCGAGAAUCGCUGCACCUGCUAAAUACUCAGCGAUGGAUUACGAUGCGACCGCAACCGCAAACCGCAGAACCUGAGCAAGUUGUCCAAAGCUAUUGAGCGUUGUAGCAUUGUGGCCAACUUCGCGAACGGGCCACCUUUUAGAUGCAAACCAGUUAAGGGACUGGGCUGCCUGCAUUGCAUUCCUGAUGGAAGUGAAGCAUUCAGUUUGUGCAUUUUUAGUCCAAGAGAAGAUAGCAUAAAUAUUUUAGCAUAUUCCAGCAAAUACAUAACAGUCGAAUAUACAUGCAUAUUGUCUCGAUUCCAAUAAUUAUAAUGUAAUGCUAAAUAUAAACACAUUUAUACUCGU